This is a messenger RNA of Nematostella vectensis (starlet sea anemone), 1315 nucleotides long. Its product is annotated as transmembrane protein 163. The transcript is spliced from 8 exons. The record is from RefSeq and is a predicted model, not a curated record. NCBI's taxonomy places the organism in Eukaryota, Metazoa, Cnidaria, Anthozoa, Actiniaria, Edwardsiidae. Gene Ontology annotation, cellular component: membrane. Bases 258 to 1043 code for a protein of 261 amino acids.
CUAAUGGAGUCUCUUAGCACCAAUUUAAAAGUAAACACGAGGCUUUUCACUCUCUCAUUCUUUUCCGAUAGCAAUCUACCUCAUUAUUAUAAUUCACAUAAUUUAUGCAUGUAAUUCAACGACAAGGGUCAGUGUUUCGGUGUUUACAACGCGAAAAGUGGAACCAACCCUCAUAAGUGCCAGUAGUAUCACAAAAUGGCCUCAAAAUCAGCCAGAUGAAGACAUAACUGUAUGUCCUAGAGUAUCACACUUGUGUUAUGGCCAGUGAUACCAAGUAUGGGUCGACGGUUCUUCUCACAGAUGUACGGGCGGAAGAGCGCGCGCACGUACACGACGACUGCGAGCCUUGUGUUUCGGCUCUCCACGACGAUAACUCUUUGCAAAAAGAAAAACUCCCACCACAAUUAGCGGCAAAAUGGAGGAGAAUUGCCAUCGUAUUGUCUAUUGCUUCAUUGUUUUGCACCCUCGUCCUGGGGAUAGCUGCUCUAGUUGUCUCAUCCCUGGCAAACAGCUCAGCAGCUUUUGGCUUUGCUUACGACUCUCUACUUGAUGCUUUGACAACUCUUGUUGUCCUUUGGAGGUUUUUGGGUGGAACUAAUGCUGUUUACUCAGCAGAGCGAGAAAGAAAAGCCUGUAAAAUCAUUGGAGUGUGUUUUGUUGUGUCAUCUAUUGGAAUUUUGACUAGAGCUGUCAGAUCUUUGAUUGUUGAAAGGCAUCCUCAACAAUUCUCUGGUUUGGAAGCGAUUUCUGGCAUAAGUCUUGUUAUUCUGUCGCUCCUCGCCUGGAUGAAGUUUGUUGUAGCUGACAGAAUCAGAAGCAGCUCCCUCAAAACAGAUGGAAUCAACUCCACCGCUGGCGCCGCCAUGUCUCUUGGAAUGAUCAUGAGUUCGCUCGCCUAUGACCAUAAUAAUUCAGUGUGGUUCCUUGAUGCGGCUAUCGCCAUUUGCACAGCUGUAGCCAUAGGAGUUUAUGGCAUCAGACUGCUUAUUGACGUCUACCAGACCAGGUCUCAGUAUGCUGAGAGCGACGGUAACGACGAUUGACUGAGAACGGGCCGGGGUAUUUUAAAAAAAGUGGCUAAGCCACAAUAUUUAAUCUGAUUUCAAUUUCAAUAAAAUUUCAUGAACACUAUGCACCGGUCUGCUGGAGAUUACAGCUAUUCGUAGGACUGGCAGACUUGGUAUGGCAGAGAAUUGAGGUUUAAUGUAAUAAUUUCUAACGAAAGUCAAUAGCUGUUAUUUCACUUAUGAAUCUGAAAUAUUUAUAUAAUAGUGAAACUGAAAAGUCAAGGAAAUUAAAAAACACUUAAAUGCUA